GAGAGCUCGAGGCAGCGCUCAGACCCGAAAGCCCGGACAGAGAGAGAGAACAGCGCGGACGGCGAGCUGCUCCGUUUGUACCGGCUGCACGACGAUACAUUUAAAAAAAAUCUUUUGAUGGGUUAAUUACUAUUAACUAUUUGCCUUUUUUUCAUCGAGACAAUCCAAACCGGGGAAACUUUUUUUUAAAAAUGGAGUGACACAUCCCCCUCCCGUCAACCCACGAGUGGAACCGUAACGCGCCGCGAUCCUUCACCCGUCUCAUCACCUGCUUGUUUUCGCGGCACGUUCGAUUCUCGCCGAUGUCCCCCUGCUGCCGCCGGUUCCUGGCCUGCACUCUGCCUCACAACGGAUCGUCACACGGACCAAGCGACUACUGAUAUGGCCCUUGCAGAGACCAUCGAGGGCGUAGGGGAAACUGGAGGAGGGGGAAAUGGCCCCCUUCCACGCCACAACACCUGCCGCAUGGAGCUCCCUCGCCCCCUCCACUCCUGGCCCGGUCUGCUCACCACCACCACCACCAUCACCAGCGGUCCUGGCACUGGCCGUGGUGCAAUACACCUCCACCACCACCACCACCAUCUGCAUCCUACGCAGCCUCUCCAUCUGUCGCACCCGCAGGCUCACCAGCAGUUUCCUGCAUUACCGCCAUCGCCGCCGUCGGCACCGCCUCCUUCGCCACUCUGCAACCAGAGGGAAGAGAGGGAUGGAGGCGCAGUCAAACCCAGUGCCUUGUCAGGAGAGGAGUCAGCCUUUUCUGCUGCAGACUUGGACCUAGACGAGAGCCAGGAGGCUUCCAGGCGGCAGGGGCCUUUGCCUGACCUGCUGCCCCAGACCGAGCACCCAUCCUGGGCUUCACCACACCACAGAGCACCCAGGGGAGAGGCCGUGCAGGAGCUGGAGGUCAGGAGAGUGGCCAGCCAGCUGAGGGCCAUCGGAGACCAACUCAACGCCACAAUCUUCCGCAGAGCGCACGUCGCCCCCCAAUGGCAGGACUGGAGAGACGCCUGCCGAGGACUCCUCAACCUCAUCACUCAGACUCUCAGCACCCUCUACAGGCUCACGUAGACAGCCGGGUCGCCGGCCACCACCAGUUCCACCGCGGCUUUCAGGACGCAGACGCUGUUGUGCAUUUGAACCUGGAGGACUAACGUUGCCUGAAAUCAAACAUUUUCUUGAAACAAAGAAAUUGGGAGAAUGAGCUUGAGGUGUUUUUUGCAACCUGGAACAGGAGGCUGCCUGUAGAAAUGCUGCCUGUCUGCCUGAACGACAGUGGGUCCGUCAGUCAGUCUGCUGGUACAGACUGCACCUGACGCACUGACGUUCACUUUUCUACCUGUAGAUUUUGUAAAAAAAUCAAUUUGCUUUCACUGUCUUUGUCAACAUCUCGGGGGUCAGAUCUUUAUGUAGCAGCUGUGACGUGUGUGUGUGUGUGUGUGUGUGUGCGCGUGCGUGUGUGUGCACAUGGCAGACCUGGGUCAAACAAAAAGGUGGUGCAUGCUUAGAUACCGCGGCCAAUUUAAAAUUUGGUUAUUUAUACCACAUAAAUGAUUGUUUGUAAAUGAAGUGGUUCUGAAGGGAAGGUCUUCACCAUCUUCUGCAGUUUAUGUUACUAUCAGCCACAAUUUUGUCGUCCGAAAACAGAUGAUGUCCCUCCUUUUCUCCCCCUUGAUAAUGGAGAAUCAUCUGCUAAUCAUCACAUCUUCUUUUGCUGUGGGAGAGUCCACCGUUCUGAACUGGUUAAAACUAAUUCUGAGUAUUAUAACAGACGUAAAUUGACCCUCGUCUCGUGUGUGCAUAUAACUGUUGCGUCUUCAUUUUGCAUCCUAUUCCCCCCCCCAUUCUUAAAAAACUGUGAAACUGGACGCUGUAGUUAAAUCGGGUGUUAUUCUCUGUCCCAAUCUGGAACUGCUUCAUUUCAUCACAUGACGUACGUGCCUUUUUGCUCAGCACUCUGCUGUUGAGACCGAAUCUCGAACACCAGGACAAUCAACCACACACACACACACACACACACACACACACACACACACACACACACACACACACACACACACACACACACACAAAAUCUUUAAGUCCUUUGUUUGCAGUCACUAAACUCAAAUGUCAUUUGCAUUACAUUCAAAUGCUCCAGCUUCAGCGAGGUUCAAGGUCAUUUUAGGACAGAAACCUAAGGACUUAAUCCCUACCAAGCACAAGCACACACGCACACGCACACACACACACAACACACACACACACAUAGACACACACAGGGAAUUGCCACUGUACAUUCCCCCACACCGUUUUUUCUACCAGUGUUGGGAGCUGGCAGGGUUCCACUCGCCUGUGUCGACAGUGUUUGUUGUGACUCGACCAUAUGUAAAUAUUCUUUUGGACGAUGAAUCUCAGUAAUUUGAAAACUUAUGACAGGCUUAAAAAAAGAAAAAGUACUUAUCUAAGUGAGAGUUCACUGUGUUUGUUGGGAGGUCAUUUUGUAUUUCUGAGCAGCCGUUGGCAACGGCAGAGCAAGUUAGAAUUUAAAUCCAGUGGAUUUGAGAUGGUAUUCCAUGAGUUCAAGAAGUAUAUAUGAUUUGGAUCUUUUGAUUGUUGAAAAGUAUUUGAUGAUGUUUGCGAAAUGACCCCAUUCAGUCGUGUGAUUAUUUACAUUGUAGCUUGGCAUAAAAUGUAAAAAUGCUCAUAUCAAGAGCAUAAUUUAUUUAUUUUCUGUAGCUUGUCUUUUUGGUUCCUUGAAAGAAUUUUGUUUUUCAUUUUUUUAAUGUAAUAUAUUAUUUAUUUUUUCCUAACAUUCCUGAUCAAAGCUAUUGAUUAAUCUGUAUUUGAGUUGUACCUGUUAAAACAGAGAUGGGAGUUGAAGCUGUCAAUACACACACUGAAAGACAAUACACCACUUUCAUAUCAUAUCAGCUUUGAAUAUAAAAUUAAAAAGAAAACAAGAACAAAAUUGGCUCAGUCAUUUAAAACGGUACUGUCACCAUUAUAGAAUUACACAAACGGAAAGUGAUGUUUUGGCUCUCGACAGGUUUAUCAGAUGAGUUGUAAAAAAAAAAUAACUCUCCCAAAUUAAGCACAACGAGGAAAUCAGACUGAGCUGAAACGUCAACCAGGUAUUUCAUUUUAAAGCUGUGCAGGUCUGUGUGAUUUCGGACAGCGGGUAGUACCAAUGGUGCUGCACAUGCGAAACAAAUGUACGUACUGUCAACAGGGAAUUGAAUGGAGGCUUUGGCAAAACGAGUUUGAUCAGGGUUUGUCUUCGCCAUAUUCAUUACACCACUCUCACUGGGCCUUAGCUGCAGUGUUUUGUAGGUUUUUUAGCAAAGGGCCUUCAAAAAAUAUGAAGUCAGAAUGACACCACACAGCCUGCAGACGUUCGUCUGACAUGCGGCUGAGCGACAUACAACUCCACAAGUCCACCUAUAAGUACCGAAAUCAGUUCGACCUGCGAGUGAUGGCUCUUCCCCUGGUUGGUAGUUUUUGUGAGGGUGCACUUCCUGGUUCAGCGUGCACCCUGCUCCUCUCCACGACACUCAGUGUCGGUCACAUGCAGUGCUUAUUUGCUGAUUUUCAACGGGUUUUUUUUCUAUUGUAAACUUUCUACAUGAAUUUUGUACUUUUUUCCUUUUUUUACACAAUAAAAAUGAUGAGAAAUAUAUAAA
Molecule: messenger RNA, 3659 nt
Organism: Scophthalmus maximus (turbot)
Lineage: Eukaryota; Metazoa; Chordata; Actinopteri; Pleuronectiformes; Scophthalmidae
Gene: bbc3
Product: BCL2 binding component 3
Exons: 4
Coding region: 382-1068 (228 amino acids)
Source: RefSeq, a predicted model, not a curated record